Messenger RNA from Ipomoea nil (Japanese morning glory), 955 nucleotides. RefSeq names its product chaperone protein DnaJ-like. Bases 150 to 857 code for a protein of 235 amino acids. The record is from RefSeq and is a predicted model, not a curated record. NCBI's taxonomy places the organism in Eukaryota, Viridiplantae, Streptophyta, Magnoliopsida, Solanales, Convolvulaceae. The transcript has 3 exons.
ACCCAAAAAAAUAUCUCCCACCAUUCACCAUUUCACCAGAACUACGUGGACCAAAAGUGGCGUCAAACCUCUCAUUUCUUCUCCUUCUGGAACUUUCCCGACCUCAAAGCUUUCAUUUUUACGGUCCCCUUAGGCCUUAGAUAUUUUGUAUGCAACGCCCCACCGCCGCUCAACCGCCUCCUGUCAUCAUAUAUACCCUUUCAAGUUCCACCCAUCUUAUCUUUGAUACCUGUCACAUAAUCCCACUGUACUGUGUCGUAAUUUUGAACAGAGAGAGUUUUUCGAAAAUGGAGUCCGGUGGGGGGUCGUCCCCUUCGUAUUACGCCAUUCUUGGCGUGAGCGAAGGGUCUUCCGACGAGGAACUGCGGCGGGCAUACAGAAAACUCGCUAUGCAAUGGCACCCGGAUAAGUGGACGAAGAACCCGUCGUUGUUAGGGGAAGCCAAGCGGAGGUUUCAGCAGAUUCAAGAAGCGUAUUCCGUUUUGUCUGAUCCGAGGAGGAGGACUCUGUACGAUGCUGGGUUGUAUGAUUCUCGCGAAGAUAACGACGAGGUUGAGGGGUUCGCGGAUUUUGUACAGGAAAUGGUGUCUCUCAUGAAGGAUGUGAGGAGAGAGGGUAAGAGUUACAGCAUGGAGGAGCUUCAAAGCAUGUUUUGGGAUAUGGCCAAGGGAUUCGAGGUUCCAGAAUGGCCAAAUCUAUCUCAGUCGUCUUCUCAGUGGUUUUCGGGGGCCAUGAGUUUCAGUGAAAGUUCUGCAACUUCGAAGGGAGCUUCCUUGGAUUCAAGCAUGGCGGAAUGCAGUCCCUUCUUAGACUUCUCAUAUAUGGAGAUGCGCGGAGUAAAUCCUUUCUGCAGAUAGAUCAUAGAUAGAAAUAAUGCAGUUAGGAGUAAAAGUGAAGUGAUUUUGUAAUGCCUUUCUUCAUCCUCCUGCCUGUAUAUACCUUAGUUUUCCUUCCA